This is a messenger RNA of Centropristis striata (black sea bass), 714 nucleotides long. It is a transcript of the gene pth1b, whose product is annotated as parathyroid hormone 1b. Gene Ontology annotation, molecular function: hormone activity. Gene Ontology annotation, biological process: intracellular calcium ion homeostasis. NCBI's taxonomy places the organism in Eukaryota, Metazoa, Chordata, Actinopteri, Perciformes, Serranidae. Gene Ontology annotation, cellular component: extracellular region. Bases 430 to 705 code for a protein of 91 amino acids. The transcript has 2 exons. The record is from RefSeq and is a predicted model, not a curated record.
CAAACAAACAGGGCGCUGUGCAGAGGUGUUGACAGAUGAGUUAGCAGUGAGUGGUGGUGGAGGUGGUGUCAUGCAGAUGCCUCCUGUCCCCAUCGAUGCAUUGGAAAAGUGACAUCAACAUCAACAGUGAAGAUGGCUCAUUGAUGAGCAGGGGGGGGCUACGUCUAUAUAAAGGGGAGAACCCUCGUCGCACUAAACACUCAUCAACAAGUUGGACUUCUUUGCUGCUGAUACACGACUUUUUCAACAAAAACCUGAUUUUUUUUUCCUGGAUAUAUAAGGACAGGAAAUCUGGUAAGAAUGGCAUGACACUGGAUAAGUAGCUUUCUAAAUCAUUGAAUAAUUAUAUAAAUAAAUAGAAGACAAGUGUUUUGGGAGGCAAAUAAUAACUUUUCUAACUUAUUUUAUGUUUUUUUUCAGUUACUCAACAUGUUUUCACUGAGGUUCUUGGAAACAUUGGUUCUGAUGUUCUUCCUCGCCAGUUUACACAUACAGGCGAAACCACUGAGAAAGAGAACCAUCAGUGAGGUUCAGCUAAUGCACAACGUUCGGGAACACAAACAGGUGGGGGACAGACAGGACUGGCUGCAGGAGAAGUUAAAGGACAUCGUUGUCGCCAGCGCCAAACCACAACACAGACAAUCUGGGAAUAUCAAAAAUAUUUUUCCAAAUGAUGUUCUUGGAACAAACAUGCGGAAAAGCUGAACAAAACAU